AUGGCAACUUACUCGCUGGGUCUCCUCUUCGCCGUCCUCGUCUGCACCUGUGCACUCAACGCUCUUGCGGCUCACGACCUCGCUGACCAGUCCAUGUCCAUGGUGGCAAGGCAUGAGCAGUGGAUGUCCAAGUACGGCCGCGUCUACAUGGACGACGCCGAGAAGGCGCGGCGGUUCGAGGUUUUCAAGGCCAAUGUGGCCUUCAUUGAGUCGGUCAAUGCCAGGAACCACAAGUUCUGGCUCGAGGCCAACCGAUUUGCCGAUCUUACCGACGACGAGUUCAGGGCCUCACGGACUGGUUACAAGAAGCCGGCCAGCAAGGGCUGGACGACGGGGUUUCGGUCUGCGAAUGUCAGCCUUGAUGACCUUCCAGCCUCUGUGGACUGGAGGACGAAAGGAGCGGUCACGCCCAUCAAGGACCAAGGCGAAUGCGGGUGUUGCUGGGCGUUCUCCACGGUGGCGUCCAUGGAGGGCGUCGUCAAGCAGAGCACCGGGAAGUUGAUCUCUCUGUCAGAGCAGGAACUCGUGGACUGCGACGUGAAUGGCAUGGACCAGGGCUGCGAGGGUGGGGAAAUGGACGACGCCUUCCAGUUCAUCAUCGACAACGGCGGCCUCACCACCGAGACCAACUACCCAUACACGGCAUCCGACGGCAGCUGCAACUCCAACAAGGAGUCCAACGAAGCCGCGUCCAUCAAAGGGUACGAGGAUGUGCCGGUCAAUGACGAGGAGUCUCUGCGCAAGGCGGUCGCCAACCAGCCAGUGUCGGUCGCCGUCGACGGAGGGGAUUCCCACUUCCGGUUCUACAAGGGCGGGAUCCUUUCCGGCGCCUGCGGUACGGAGCUUGACCACGGGAUCGCUGCGGUCGGGUAUGGUGUGGCGAGUGAUGGCACCAAGUAUUGGCUGAUGAAGAACUCAUGGGGCACGUCAUGGGGUGAGGACGGGUAUAUCAGGAUGGAGAGGGACGUCUCCGACCAGGAGGGUAUGUGCGGCCUCGCCAUGCAGCCUUCCUACCCGACAGCGUAG
Molecule: messenger RNA, 1026 nt
Organism: Phragmites australis (common reed)
Lineage: Eukaryota; Viridiplantae; Streptophyta; Magnoliopsida; Poales; Poaceae
Product: senescence-specific cysteine protease SAG39-like
Exons: 2
Coding region: 1-1026 (341 amino acids)
Cellular component (GO): lysosome
Molecular function (GO): cysteine-type endopeptidase activity
Source: RefSeq, a predicted model, not a curated record